AUGAUCAACGCCGUGUUUCUUGAAAGCGAAAACGAAGAAAAGUUAUACAGCUCUGCCGAUUUCACUGAAGAGAAACUAGACUACAUCGCAGAGUUGCUGGCUACCACUCAAAUCUAUACCCGGAACAAGAUCCCAACGAUCAAGAGCAUCCAACAAGAAUGCUGUCAGAAAAUUCAAGAUGAGCUAGCUGCAGUGACCCAAGUCAACGAUAUUCUGGCGAGUCAUAAUUUGCCGCUCAUUGAUUCUGCCAACAAUGAGCGCUUAAAGGUGCUUGUCACGCGGUUGAGACAGCAAGAGCAGCAGCUUGCAUUCCACCGAGGGCUUUUGAAAGCCCAGCGAGAGCUGUCGAAUACUGACAGCGGAUAUUCUAUCGAGAACUUUGCCUUUGGCAGUACCCCGUUCCCGACGUGGUUGAAUCUAUUCACCCAGAAACCAGUGCUGGAUGUAUCGAAGGUAUCCGCAGGAUAUCAUUCAGUGAAGCUUACAAAUAUCAAGUGCAACAAAAACGAGCUUGAAGGGGUGCAACCUUUUUUUAACUUCAAGUUUGAUUCAUUCCGAAACCCGCCAUCUUGCGCACACCCCGGCAGAGUGAAGGUCAUGCCGCACGUACCCUCACCGCCUAAGACAGUGCUCAUCGUGGUGAACGUGUUGCCACUCGUGUUCGAGCGCAACGUUUCGUCUGCAAGUGGAUGGGAUGUUUCUUUAGCCACUGGUGCCACUGCCAUGCUGUACCGCACGCUCGUUAGGGACGCGGACAAGUACUCGCCGCUAUACAUUGGCUGUCCAGAAGUGUUCGUGGCCAAGAGCGAGGAAGCGGCACUGGAGAAGCAGCUGUUAGCAUUGCGCUGCGUACCCGUGUUUCUAGACCCGCCAGUGGCACACCGCUACUUCCAGGGUUUCUGCAAGGGCGUACUUUGGCCUGUAUUCCACAAUGUCGUCGACGUCUACAACUCCGCUGAGCUGCAAUUAGAUUGCGAAGAACAGGAGGCUAAGGGAAAGUUUCUGUGGUUUGGUGAGAAGAAGGAGGAGAGCAGCGGUGUUAAAAGCGCAUGGUGCGACCCCGUAUCUUGGAAUCCAGCCGCACAAGAUAUGUGUUGGUCGGAUUACUGCAGUGUGAACAGAACGUUCGCACGUCGGGUGGUGGAGAGCUAUCACGCUGGAGAUCUGGUGUGGCUGCACGACUUCCACUUCCUAAUGCUGCCGUCGUAUUUGCUGCGUCGACUGCGCACAGCAUUAGUGACAAUGUAUCUCCACGUUCCAUUUCCUUCGAGUGAAAUCUUCCGCUGUCUCGCAAUGCGUACGGAGAUCCUUCGUGCGAUGCUGUGUGCUGAUCACAUUGGGUUUCUCGUCUUUGAGCAUGCGCGACAUUUCCUUACGAGCUGUAAGAGGUUGUUGGGACUGGACUAUAAGACUUUUCCGAAUGGGAUGCUGGUCAUUGAGUACAACGGACGCAAAAUCCACAUCUCCUGCUCCCACGUGGAACCAGAUGUGACCCAUCUGCACGAAAUGCUUGACCAGAACGUGGCUGAUGUGAAUGGCGCCGCAUUGGACUUCGCUGCUGACGUUAAAAACGCCAUCACGGCAGGAAGAGACCCAGAACAGCGCCGUAUUGUUAUCGGCUCAGUUGAUCGCUUGGAAGGCCUCACAGCUAUCCCAUUGAAGCUACGUGCGUUCGACCGCUUCCUGGCGACCCACCCGGACAAACGUGGCUCUGUCGUCCUUGUGCAGAUUGGCAUUACACUCGACUCAAGACCCAACGACUAUCACCGCACACGUGACUACGUCUUGAAGUUUACAGAGGAAAUCAACCGUCGGUACGCCCCUCGUGGAGGUGUCGUGGUGUACUUUGAAGAAAAACGAAAGACCACGUGUGCUGAGCGAGUAAUUCUCUGGCGAAUGUGUGAUAUCUACCUCGACACCUGCGUCCGUGGAGGCCUCUCAUUACUCCCGUUCGAGUACAUGAUCGCACAGCACCGUAAUAUUCAGAGUAAAUCGAGACAUCCAACGGGUUGGAGCAGUCCGCGAGGGAAUCUCGAUGUAAGCGGCUUAGAUCGAAGCUUCGGUCUCAUGAUUGUGUCGGAGUUCAGCGCCUACAGUCGUAUACUGAGCGGCAGUUUGGCAGUGAACCCGUGGAAAACGGACGAUAUGGUCGCUGCAUUUGCUAAAGCUUGCGGGAUGAGCUACUACGAGAAACACAACAGGUUCUACAUGAACUACAAGUUCCUGGUUGGAAGAUCUGACUCGACGCCAUGGGGUGAACGACUUCUAGGUGAUGUUGAAGCUGUUACCGAGAAGAUGGAGGAUGGUACGUCGGGUGAAGUAGUGCAAGUUGGCUUUGGCUUCGACUUUCGCGUUAUGCGCUUCGAGUCAGGCUUUGUGUGUCUGGAUGUUGAUGAUCUGGUGAAGAAAUGCUCUAGAACAUCGCGCCGGUUAUUCAUUUUUGACUACGGCGGGACCUUGAGCUCGACUGCAAGCAUCUUGGAUGAAGAGGGGGCGCAAUUCUCACACCGCGCAGGAUGUGUGGAUCAAAGCAGUCAGAAAUUAGAUACGAGCGACCGGUCUGGCGUGGAUUGCACGGGACAAUCUGCUGCGAGAUACAUUGACGGAAAAGUUCGAAAGCCGAUUUCUGACGAGACUCGAGCUAAUCUGCAGACAUUGUGUGCUGAUUCGUGCAACGUUGUGUUUGUUAUCAGUAACACCCAGCGAGGGGCACUGGAGGAUCAGUUUGGCUCCAUUCCGAACUUGAACUUGGUAGCUGAGAACGGAUUGUUUAUCAAGAUAGGAAAUCGAGAGCACUGGGAGUGUGUGUGUGAUGAAGACAAACGGACCUUCGACUGGAAAGACGACGUGAAAAGUGUGAUGCAGGCGUAUGCGGCUCGGACAAAUGGCUCGUUUCUUGUUGAGAAUGCAGCGUCGCUGUUGUACGACUACCGCAAUAGCGAUCAAGAAUAUGGAGAGAUCCAGUCUCUGGAGCUAUGUGCCCAAUUGGCCAAGAUCGCAGAGCUGUCCAUGCUUUCGCUGAGAAUGAGCCACAACUGGAGCAUGUCGUUACCUGUACUGUCGGGAAAAAACCAAGUGGCGCCAAAUAUUAUGUGCUUCGUCUGA
Phytophthora infestans T30-4 is the source of this 3105-nucleotide messenger RNA. Its product is annotated as alpha,alpha-trehalose-phosphate synthase [UDP-forming], putative. Bases 1 to 3105 code for a protein of 1034 amino acids. The record is from RefSeq and is a predicted model, not a curated record. The transcript is spliced from 5 exons. NCBI's taxonomy places the organism in Eukaryota, Oomycota, Peronosporomycetes, Peronosporales, Peronosporaceae. Gene Ontology annotation, cellular component: cytosol. Gene Ontology annotation, molecular function: catalytic activity. Gene Ontology annotation, biological process: trehalose biosynthetic process.